CUAUUGUGAAACAGAGAUUUUUUCUAAAACAUUGAUGUGGCCAUGUGGGGUCGAGUAAGGUUGUCUAAUGUUAUUCGAAUAAUCUGUAUUUCAUCAUGCAUUAUUGCACCCAACCUAAUAAUUUAGCCUUAUACUGCUCUCAUCAGGCAUCACACAUUCACACCAACACAUUUUUCAAGCUAAGAUGCAUUAUUCUCAAUUUGCUCGGUGGAGUUUGGCUCUACAUUUUCUUCUACUAAUGCAGAUUGGUUAUGCCGCAAAUGGAGAAAACCUUGCAAGUAAUCGAAACUACGAAGGAAGUCAUCAUGAACAUCUUCAUCAAGGCCAUUCAACAACACCACACAUGGAUCAUUCAGUGCAAGUAUUUUUCACCCCUAAAGACCUUAAGCUAGGAAAUGUAAUACCUAUCUUCUUUCGAGGCCGAAAUCCUUCCUCGAGUUCUCCUCAUUUUCUUCCUAGGGAAGAAGCCGAGUUAAUACCUUUCUCACCAUCUAAACUAUCUUACCUUCUUCAACUCUUCGGCUUCUCUCAAGCUUCGUCUCAAGCUAAAGCCAUGGAAGAUACCCUAAGACAAUGCAUCAUAAUAAAACCUAUACUAGGAGAGACUAAAUUUUGUGCUACUUCCUUAGAGUCUAUGCUCGAUUUUGUGCAUAAAAUCUUCGGACCAACAACAAAAUUUAAGGCCUUGAGCACCCAAAACUUCGCGAAAUCUGGUAGUAUUUUACAAAAUUAUACCGUCGUAGAUGAACCUAAAGAAAUACUAGCCCCGAAAAUGAUUGCUUGUCACACCAUGCCGUACCCAUACGUGGUGUACUAUUGCCAUCACCAAGAAAGCGAAAGCAAAGUGUUUCAAGUUUCAUUGAAAGGUGAAGAAAAGGGAAGUGAUAAUAUUGUACAAGCCGUUGCUGUUUGUCAUAUGGAUACCUCCCAAUGGAGUCCUAACCACUUCUCGUUUCGAGUUCUAGGAAUCAAGCCGGGUUCAUCUCCAGUUUGCCAUUUCUUUCCUGCAGAUAAUCUUGUUUGGGUGCCAAUAAUAUCUAAUUUUGAGGGUUCAAGAGGAAGUGUUUCAAGUAUGUAAAAAUUUGCUUACUUAGCUUGUAUGCUAUACUACUUACGGAGUACUAAUAUUGUUGGAAUUCAUAGUAUAUGUCCAAUUGAUUGGUUUAAUAAUUUGUUGUAACAUCAGUUGAGGAAUGUAUUGUAAUUGAUUUUAAAAGGAAGAUUUGUGUAAAAGGACUUUUUAAGUGGUCAAUUUUGUUUAAAAGGACCUUUUAAGUGAAAAGUUGUGAAAAAUGACCUUUUAAAUUGUAUUAUGUUGUGAGAGGGUACUAGGCUGGGUUUUCCGGUUGGUUAACAGCGGAGCUCCGGCGUUGGCUCUCACUUGGAAGUGUGAUGUUGGGUAAAGGAGAUAUAAUCUGAAAGCCCUUGCAUCUAACUUGUUUCCCGACUCGUCAAAAAAAAAAAAGAAAAAAAAAAA
Molecule: messenger RNA, 1477 nt
Organism: Chenopodium quinoa (quinoa)
Lineage: Eukaryota; Viridiplantae; Streptophyta; Magnoliopsida; Caryophyllales; Amaranthaceae
Product: BURP domain-containing protein BNM2A-like
Exons: 2
Coding region: 185-1078 (297 amino acids)
Source: RefSeq, a predicted model, not a curated record